Messenger RNA from Mus pahari (shrew mouse), 1792 nucleotides. It is a transcript of the gene Naa50, whose product is annotated as N(alpha)-acetyltransferase 50, NatE catalytic subunit. Gene Ontology annotation, cellular component: NatA complex. The transcript has 5 exons. Gene Ontology annotation, molecular function: acyltransferase activity, transferring groups other than amino-acyl groups. NCBI's taxonomy places the organism in Eukaryota, Metazoa, Chordata, Mammalia, Rodentia, Muridae. The coding region runs from base 325 to 834 and encodes 169 amino acids. The record is from RefSeq and is a predicted model, not a curated record. Gene Ontology annotation, biological process: mitotic sister chromatid cohesion.
GCGACGCGGCGGCCGCGCCGGCGCGCUGAGGGAGCGGGGUGAAAGGUCAGAGCGCGGCGGCGGGUCUGGCUGGCGGCAGCUGCGGGCGGGAGCGGAGUGUCCCGAGUGCACGUGUGGAGGAGCGGCGGCGGCGACAGACUUCCCCGCGUCUCCCCGAGCCUCAGGGCCUGGCUUGCCUUUCGCGGCCUCCUGGGCUUCUCAGCCAAGAGGCCGGCGUGUGGGGUUGAGUGGCCUGAGCUCAGGGCGCGGGCGGAGAGCUCCGGGCGACGAGGACGACGGCGUUGGCGGCGGCGGCUGGAACGACGGCCUCAGCAGACGGGGAAGAUGAAAGGUAGCCGGAUCGAGCUGGGAGAUGUGACGCCACACAAUAUUAAACAGUUGAAGAGACUGAACCAGGUCAUCUUUCCAGUCAGCUACAAUGAUAAAUUCUACAAGGAUGUGCUAGAGGUUGGCGAGCUAGCAAAACUUGCAUAUUUCAAUGAUAUAGCUGUAGGUGCAGUGUGCUGCAGGGUGGAUCAUUCACAGAAUCAAAAGAGACUUUACAUCAUGACACUAGGAUGCCUUGCACCUUACCGAAGACUAGGAAUAGGAACUAAAAUGUUAAAUCAUGUCCUAAACAUCUGUGAGAAGGAUGGCACUUUCGACAACAUCUAUCUGCAUGUCCAGAUCAGCAAUGAGUCAGCAAUUGACUUCUACAGGAAGUUUGGCUUUGAGAUUAUCGAGACAAAGAAGAACUACUAUAAGAGGAUAGAGCCUGCAGACGCGCAUGUGCUUCAGAAAAACCUCAAAGUCCCAUCUGGUCAGAAUGCAGAGACACAGAAGACAGACAACUGAACAAAUCACAAAUGAACUUUCUUGCACUUGCUUGUCGCCAAAUAAAAGAAAGACCCAUUGGUUCCCCCCCCCCUUUCUUCUGCUUUCCUCCUUUGUUAUUCCUUUUUUUUUUUUCUUUCCUCUUAAAGUUUUCAAUACUUUCAUGGACUCUUAAAAAUGAUCAUGUGUUGGAUUGUUUUAGCUCUCUUACUUUUGUGAGGUGGUUGGAUUGAAGGAGAUAGAUCUGUAUAGUUUCACAGUUAAGAUGUCCCGAAAAUUGGGUGUCAGAUGAUUUCAAAUUUUUAGCUGAAUUUUUUUUUAAAGAAAAACAAAAACCAACAUCCUGCUUUCACAUUGAAGGGCAGAGCAUACUAUACUGUUUAUUUCAAAAGACAAAACGCAGCAGCAAUACCUUGCUCUCUAAUUCAUAGACAAGCUUAGUGUAUCUGUGGUACUUUGAGUUAUACAGACUGUCUGUGGGGUGCUAAUCCCCAGCAUUGCCUUCACUCUCCCCUUAGUCCUUUGAGCACUCUCAGGAGUUGGACCAUUGUUAUCCUUGUGAGAAAAUACCAAGCUUAUUUAGCUUUUUAAAGCAAUUUUUUCUAUUUGCUGAUUGGCGGGGCAGUUUGUAUAGGUAGUAAGUGUUAAACUUUGGUCAAAGUAUUUCAGUUAAACUGCUUUUUUUUGCUGAGGAAUGGAUUUCUUGUUAGCAGGGUUUUUUGUUUUUUCCUUCUUUCCUGUUGUUAAUCUUGUUACUAGAGGCAUUAACUGGUAGAGAGUGGGCUGGUGAAAUUAACUCUUUUAAUAUCCCAGCUAGAGAUAGGGCCUUUAACUGACCUAAAGAAGAUUGUUAUAAUUGAUUUUUUUUUUCCUCUUGUUUUUCAGUAAGCCCAAUAAUAGUGUAACCUGAUAAAUGGAGUUAUGCCCUUAUAAGUCGAUACCCCUAAAUAAACCUGAAGCAAGUGUUUUCUCUUGGACG